Molecule: messenger RNA, 4492 nt
Organism: Pelodiscus sinensis (Chinese soft-shelled turtle)
Lineage: Eukaryota; Metazoa; Chordata; Testudines; Trionychidae
Source: RefSeq, a predicted model, not a curated record
GGGAUGAUCUAUUUGGGAUGUGGAAAGCCCUGCAGGAGUGACUUUUGACUUUAUAGAUAUGCAUGUGCAAUAUCUAGGCAUAUUUUUGUUUUUUUACUGCAUCUGGUGGUUGAGAAGGGGUUAUGAAGUGCUAGAAAGUCCAGUGCAGAGUCAGGUGCAUUUCCCUUCUGGAUAUAGCUUAAAUCCUGAAAACUAUAGUGCUCCCUCCACACAUUACCCACAAGUGCCCCAUGAAGCUAUCCCUUCCCAGUUGGAUAACCAAUAUAUUGCUGAUUACCACUCUGCUUGCUAUUCAGUACCAGCGCAAAGUGUCAUGACACAUUCUAUUGGUCCCGGCAUGUUGAACACACAGCAGUUGUAUGGUGGGGCUCCUCAUCCUGUGGAGUCAUCAGGAGGACUUCUUCAAGAAGCAGUAUCAUCUGCAUCCCAUUUACAUACAAGUGUUCCACAGUCAUAUUCUGCAAUGAGUAGUCACUACAUUUCUUCAACCAGCUCUUCAGUCGCAUCUCAGGGAUUUCCCCUUUCUUCUGGUCAUUAUGCCAUGCCUUCUGUCUCUAGUGCUGUAUAUCCUCAUCUUUCCUAUCCUGCCAUGUCUAUUGGUAGUCCAUAUAGGCAGGUGUUAACAUCCCAGAGCCUUCCAGCUGUUGGACAGUUUAAAGAAACUAAUGCAUUUCCUGGUCAAAGUACUAUUGUACCUCGUACAUUGCAACAGCAAGUUACCUUGGGAUAUAAUUCUACAUCAUGGUCCACUUCAGAUUUUCAGUCAGCUCAAGAGAACUUGAGCAGGAAUCACACUGGAUCUGUGGCAAAAGCAAGCAACCAAAUAAAUACAGUUGGUAUUGUGGAUUCAUCACAUCCUGUAAACCAGAAUGUUCAGUUUACCAAGCCUGGUGUAGAAACAUCUGUUUCUUCUGUUGUGACCUCUUCAGUCAGAACACCUGCUGCAGACCAUUUAAUAGAACCUGCUUCUGUGCCUUCCAGUACACAGCCACCGGAAUCGCUGCUUCAAGAAGGCAUGCAGUAUGGUGGAUAUGUUAAUAAUCAAGCUAGCUCUGCACCAGCUCCCUUGUCAUCAAGUUCAGAUGAUGAGGAAGAGGAUGAGGAGGAUGAGGAAGCAGCUAUUGACAGCUCCUCUACUACUAGCAGUGCCUCUCCUGUUACCAACAAUUAUGAUGCCCUUGAAGGAGGUGGCUAUCCAGAGACAGAUUCUGCGACAAGUAGUCCGGCUCCUCCUCCUCAAAUAUCAAGGAAUACUAAGCCCUUUGGUUACGGUUAUCCAACGCUUCAACCUGGCUACCAGAAUGCAACACUGCCUACUUCUGCUAUGCAGCCCAGUAAUCCAGGGCAUCAAUCUGGGUUUCAACAAUAUCCACAACAGUAUCCUGGUGUGAACCAGUUAUCAUCCUCCUUAGGAGGAUUAAGUCUACAGCAUUCUCAGCAACCAGAAAGCUUGAGACCAGUAAACCUUAUUCAAGAAAGGAAUAUUCUUCCUGUUUCUCCAGUUCUAGCUCCUGUGCCUAAUUUGAAUUCAGACCUUAGGAAAUUGAAUUGCAAUCCAGAUUCAUUUCGAUGUACACUGACAAAUAUUCCACAGACUCAGGCUUUGCUAAACAAAGCUAAACUUCCCUUGGGGUCGCCUUUCUGGUUGCAAUUACCUCUGCAAGAAGAGUGGCAAUUACCAGUCAUAACAUCAAGCACUAUUGUGAGGUGCAGAUCCUGCAGGACAUAUAUCAACCCUUUUGUUUCCUUCAUUGACCAAAGGAGGUGGAAAUGCAACUUAUGUUAUCGAGUUAAUGAUGUUCCUGAGGAAUUUAUGUAUAACCCUUUGACACGAUCCUACGGGGAGCCUCAUAAGCGGCCAGAAGUCCAAAAUUCCACAGUGGAGUUCAUUGCUUCUUCAGACUACAUGCUUCGUCCUCCUCAGCCUGCAGUAUACUUGUUUGUUUUAGAUGUGUCUCAUAAUGCAGUGGAAGCUGGAUACUUGACAAUUGUCUGUCAGUCAUUGCUGGAAAAUCUAGACAAGCUGCCUGGAGAUUCUAGAACAAGAAUAGGGUUCGUAACAUUUGACAGCACUGUUCAGUUCUACAACUUGCAGGAAGGUUUAUCACAGCCUCAAAUGCUUAUUGUCUCAGAUAUUGAUGAUAUUUUCUUACCUACACCUGAUAGUUUACUUGUAAAUCUGCAUGAAAGCAAAGAGCUGAUCAAAGAUUUAUUGAAUGCGCUACCAAAUAUGUUCACCAAUACAAGAGAAACACACAGCGCACUGGGUCCUGCACUUCAGGCUGCCUUUAAACUGAUGUCUCCAACAGGUGGCCGCAUCUCUGUGUUUCAGUCACAGUUACCAUCCUUGGGUGCAGGGCUAUUGCAUUCCAGAGAAGAUCCCAAUCAAAGAUCCAGCACAAAGGUUGUACAGCAUCUAGGACCAGCAACAGAUUUUUACAAGAAGUUGGCACUGGACUGCUCAGGACAGCAAACAGCUGUAGAUUUAUUUCUCUUAAGUUCUCAGUAUUCUGACCUUGCUUCUCUAGCAUGUAUGUCCAAAUAUUCUGCUGGAUGCAUCUAUUAUUAUCCAUCUUUCCAUCAUAGCCACAAUCCGACACAAGCAGAAAAAUUGCAAAAAGACCUUAAAAGAUACUUCACAAGGAAGAUUGGAUUUGAGGCAGUCAUGAGAAUAAGAUGUACAAAAGGUCUUUCAAUACAUACUUUCCAUGGAAAUUUUUUUGUGCGUUCUACUGAUUUGCUGUCACUUGCCAACGUCAAUCCUGAUGCUGGAUUUGCAGUACAGAUGUCCAUUGAGGAAAGUCUAACAGACACGUCUCUGGUGUGUUUUCAGACUGCUCUUUUGUAUACUUCCAGCAAAGGUGAACGGAGAAUUCGAGUGCACACGCUUUGCUUGCCUGUAGUCACUUCACUGGCUGAUGUGUAUGCAGGAGCAGAUGUACAAGCAGCUGUCUGCCUCUUAGCAAACAUGGCUGUAGAUCGGUCAGUUUCAUCAAGUCUUUCAGAUGCAAGAGAUGCCUUAGUGAAUGCUGUGGUAGACUCAUUGUCAGCAUAUAUCUCAUCUGCCUCAAACCUGCAGCAAUCCACACUGAUAGCACCAAAUUCCCUCAAGCUGUUUCCUUUAUAUGUUUUGGCUCUUCUCAAACAGAAAGCAUUUAGAACAGGCACAAGCACACGCUUGGAUGAUCGUGUAUAUGCCAUGUGUCAGAUAAAGAGUCAGCCUCUUGGUCAUCUGAUGAAAAUGAUACAUCCCAACUUGUACAGGAUAGACAGAUUGACUGAUGAGGGUGCAAUACAUGUUAACGACAGGGUUGUUCCACAGCCUCCUCUUCAGAAGUUGUCUGCAGAGAAGCUGACAAGAGAGGGAGCUUUCCUUAUGGAUUGUGGAUCAAUAUUUUACAUUUGGAUUGGGAAAAACUGUGAUAAUAGCUUCAUAAAAGAUGUGCUUGGAUACCCUAACUAUGCAUCAGUACCACAGAAGCUGACUCAACUGCCAGAGUUAGAUACACUUUCUUCAGAGAGAGCCCGAUCUUUUAUAUCCUGGCUUAGAGACAGUAGACCUUUAAGCCCAGUUCUUCAAGUAAUAAAAGAUGAGAGUCCUGCCAAAACAGAUUUUUUCCAUCACUUAAUUGAAGACCGAACAGAAGCAGCAUUCUCUUAUUAUGAAUUCUUAGUUCAUAUUCAACAGCAGAUUUGUAAGUGAAAGUAGAAGAAAGAAGAUUUCCAACUUUGGAUACAAAUGUUAGCUGUGAGAAAAGCAUUAUAGCAAAUUACAAAAACAUGCAUUUGCUCUUCACAGUACAGUACACAGCACCGUAUCAGACACUUUAGAGCUAAAGGAAAAAUACACACGUCCGGAGAAAUUUUAUGGAUUUGCUUCAGCCAGAAUAUGAUAGGAGAAAUGAUGGUCUUUCACUAAUGCAUUUUAAACUGGUUUAUACAUGUUUCCAGUAGUGCAGCAGUAUGGUGCUCUGUUUGUUGCAAGCUGUUGAAUUUGUGUAGCUAUGUGGGAUGAUAUUUCUUAAUGAUAUGUAAAAUUAGAUAAAACCUUUUUCUUACAUUUAUUAUGAUAACCUUUCUGGAUUCAAACUCUUGCAGAGGUGCCAAUGGCAGUGCUAUCUGGGGUUUGUUUAUAUUACUUUUUAAAAGGAAUUAUUCAUAUUCACUAAAAGACUUCAACAUUUUCCCUGUGAAGACUAUAGAAUUUCAGUACAGUACACAAAUUAUAGAAAUGAAAUAUAUAAUGUACAUAAGUAUUACAUUUGUAAAGAAAAUGUAAAAAUGUAACUACACAAUGAAUUGCUCAAUGUGCAGCAGUGUUGUGUGUUCAAUAAUAGAUCACUUGCCCAGUUAAAAUGAGGUUGACUUGAUAAAUAAUACAUAUGUUAAGAAAUCUUGAAUCACAUAGGAAAAAAACAACUUUGUAAUCCUGUUAAUUCUUUUACAUGGAUUUAUUUAUGAUCAGCUUACUAAUUAAAAAUAUUUUGCUUGA